This is a messenger RNA of Corylus avellana, 4323 nucleotides long. NCBI's taxonomy places the organism in Eukaryota, Viridiplantae, Streptophyta, Magnoliopsida, Fagales, Betulaceae. The record is from RefSeq and is a predicted model, not a curated record.
UCCAAGUUUACAACAAGCACUUGCUCGUCCAUGGCUGCUAAAACCCUUUCAUCAUUUUCCAAGUCUCGUUGGAAUUAUGAUGUUUUCUUGAGUUUCAGAGGUAAAGAUACCCGUAAAAAUUUUACUGAUCACCUUUACUCUGCCUUGAAACAAGUCGGAAUUUACACAUUCCGAGAUGACGACGAGCUUUCUAGAGGGGAGCAUAUUUCUACAGAAUUGCUUAAAGCUAUUCAAAGAUCAAAGGUUUCCGUCGUAGUUUUCUCCAAAAGUUAUGCUUCUUCUAGUUGGUGUCUUGAUGAGCUUGUGGAAAUCUUGCGCUGUAAGAAUACUAUAGGCCAAACUCUUCUACCCAUAUUUUAUGACGUUGACCCCUCGGAGGUGCGAUAUCAAACCGGAACUUUUGCCAAAGCCUUUGCUAAGCAUGAAGACCGGUUUCAAGCGAAGAUGGAGAGGGUGCACAAGUGGAGAGCAGCUCUUACUGAAGUUGCAAGCUAUUCCGGCUGGGAUCUCCAAAACGGGUUUGAAUCAAAGUUCAUAACGAAGAUUGUUGACGAAAUUUCGCGUAAAGUGAACCCAGCUUACUUGCAUGUUGCCAAAUACCCUGUAGGAAUAGAUUCUCAUGUUAAAGAGAUAAAAGAUUUAUUAAAUCUUGGAACAAGUGAUGUUCGUACUGUGGGUAUCUAUGGGAUGGGUGGAACAGGCAAAACAACAAUAGCAAAAGCAGUUUAUAACAAAAUAUACCAUGAAUUUGAAGGAACAAGCUUUCUUUUUAAUAUCAAAGAAACUUCAAAACAACCAAAUGGUUUGAUUCAUUUGCAAGAACAACUUCUUUAUGAUAUCUUGAAAAAGAAGGAUUGGAAGAUUGGCAAUGUUGAUGAAGGAAUAAAUUUGAUUAUGAAAAGAUUUUGUCGCAAAAAAGUUCUUCUUGUUCUUGAUGACGUGGAUCGCUUGAAACAACUUCAUUCAUUAGUUGGAAACUCCGAAUUGUUUGGGCAAGGAAGUACACUCAUUGUAACAACAAGAGAUGAACAUGUGCUUACUGAACUAGGAGUAAAUGCAAAAUAUAAGGUUGAAGAAAUGAAUCAUGAUGAGUCCCUUCAACUUUUUAGUUGGCAUGCAUUCAGGAAUAUGGCCGAUCCAACAGAAGAUUACAGAAGGCUUUCACUUGAGGUAGUGAAUUAUGUUGGAGGACUUCCAUUAGCUGUUGAAGUUUUGGGUUCUUAUCUGUUAGGAAGAAGUGUUACUGAAUGGAAAAGUGCAUUGAAAAAAUUACAAAAAAUUCCUCACAAAGAGAUUCAAAAAAUACUCAAAAUAAGUUUUGAUUCACUAGAAGAUUCUGAACUGAAGGACAUAUUCCUUGAUAUAGCAUGUUUCUUUAUAGGUACAAACAAAGAAUAUGUCAACAAAUUUCUCGAUGGUUGUGGUUUUUCCCCAGAUAUUGGUAUCAGCAUUCUCAUUGACAGGUCCCUCCUGACAGUUAAUGAAAGAAAUGAAUUGAGGAUGCAUGAUUUGAUUCGCGAUAUGGGAAGGGAGAUUGUUCGCGAAAUGGCACCAAGAGAUCCAGGAAAACGUAGUAGAUUGUGGUUUCACGAGGAUGUCUUAAAUGUGCUUAACAAACAUCUGGGAUCACAAGCAAUAGAGGGUCUCAACCUAAAUCUACCUGCAUUUGAAGAAGUGGAGUUGAAAACUGAAGCAUUUGAAAAUAUGAAAAAUCUGAGAUUGCUCCAAAUUGAUGGUGCAUAUCUCACAGGAUCCUAUGAAUGCCUUUCCAAAGAGUUAAGAUGGCUUCACUGGCAUAAGUGCCAUCUGGAAUUUCUACCACCAAAUUUUCAUCUCGAGAACGUUGUUAUCCUCGACAUGCAGCACAGUAAUGUCGAACAACUUUGGAAGGAGAUCAAAAUACUUGACAAGUUAAAAGUUCUUAAUCUCAAAGGCUCUAAAUGUCUCACCCGAUCACCAAACUUUUUACAACUCCCACAUUUGGAGAUACUCAUUCUUGAAUGUUGCACAAGCUUGAUUGAGGUACAUGAGUCUAUUGGACAUUUGGAAAAACUUGUUUUAUUGAAUUUACAAGGAUGCAAGAACUUAAAAAAUCUUCCAGAAAGCAUUUCUAACUUAGGGUCUUUAGAGACUCUUAACUUGUCUGAUUGCAUAAAAAUAGACAAGUUACCAAAACAAUUGGGGAAUAUGGUUGCUUUAGAGGAGCUGCUUGUAGAUAGAACUGCUAUUAAGCAACUACCAUACUCCAUUGGUCUUUUGAAGAACCUCAAAAAUCUAUCAUUAUCGGGAUGUAAAGGGCAAUCCUCAAGAUCAUCGAUGUCACAGUCUGUGUCGUGGAUAUCACCAAAAUUCACGAAACCCAUAUAUUUGCUACCAACUUCUGUUUCUGGAUUGUGUUCUUUGACAAAAUUAAAUCUCAGUGGUUGCAAUUUGUUUGAAGAUGAGAUUCCUAUUGAUCUUGGGAGUUUAUCUUCACUCAAAUAUUUGUAUUUAUCAAGAAACAAUUUCCGUACAUUGCCUCAUUGCAUCGGUGAACUUCCUCAAUUAUAUUAUCUUUCGUUGAAGGACUGUGCGAAUCUCGAAUUAAUUUCAAAACUUCCUACAAGUUUAACAAAAUUGGAUGCAAGAGGCUGCUCAUCAUUGCAAAGACUCCCAGAUGUGGGCACAUUUUUAUGGGUACAUUUUUGCCUAAAAAGUUAUGACAGUCUAGCAUAUGAUUUCAGGAAGAGUCUUCUCCAGUACAUGUCCUUGUGUGAUAAUCAGGGCGAUGACAUUUAUUUACCUGGUUAUGAGGUUCCAAAUUGGUUCAGCCAUAAGAGAAUUGGAUCUUCGAUAUCCAUGCAUAUACCUUCUCUUCCAAAGGGUCAAAUCAAGGGGUUGCUUUCUUGUGUUGGUUUUGCACCCAAACAAGAAACAUCGCACGAGGACGACCGCGCAAAAAUCUAUUGUUACAUUAACAACAGCCUUUGGAAAUAUCACUUUUUUGGCAGUGAUGAUUUUCAUAAAGAUUAUCCUUCCUGGAGAAUCUUUAAUCCCUAUUCAUGGAUUGAAGGUCAAUUAGUAAGUGGAAUGGAAUUGAAGUUGGAGUGCGAGGGUGGGAAAUACUUUGAAGUGAAGGAGUGUGGGAUUCAUGUAAUAGUUGAUGACCCAAAUGCAAUGGAUGAAGAUAUGGAUUCUGAUACUUUGAAGAGAGGUCGUGAUCAUAAAACAAUUGAUGAUGCUGCUUUUACAUCAGCUCCUGCCUCUAUCCCUUUGACUGGGCCUGAGAUCGGGUUUCGGUUUAGGAACAAGUUUGCUCGUGAUGCUUUUCGAGAUAGGUUUCAUGACCGCACAGUUAUUGCAGAAAGGGCGAUAAACCUUUCCGACCUUCAGGAUGAUGAGUUCCAAAUCAUCUCUCGCAUCUUCACUCAGCGGCAAUGGCAAUACUUCAUCUUACCUCCUGCUCGUCCCUACAUCCAUUUGGUUCAGGAAUUCUAUGCCAAUAUUGAGCAGGAGCCAGAUACUGAUGAGGCUGAGGAUGAUUCUCCGCGAUUGGUAUCACACGUUCGGGGUGUCACCAUAGAAGUAACUCGCAAAUUGAUUGCCGAAGUCACCGGCAUUCCACUCAUUGAUGAUCCCGGGUUCCCAUUUCCGACCCAGGAAUUUCCAUCCAAGUCUGAUAUGUCCGACUUAUUUGUUCCAUCGGGCUCCUACAAACAUUGGCAUGAGGUCUUGAAUGUGCUCCCACUUGGAAAUCUCACUCCACCGGUGAAGUUGUUAGCUCAGAUAGUUAUGAGCAAUGUCUAUCCGAUUGAUCACCAUUCAGAUCUUGGUAUGGCACAAGCUCGAUUCAUUUAUGCCCUUCUCACCGAUGUCUCCAUCGAUUUUGCAUCUGUGGCUAUUCCACUCAUGAAGGCUAUGUUCUUUGAGAGCUCAGUCCCAUUGCCUUAUGGAAGCUUGAUAUCACGUAUCAUUGCCAAGUUUGUCCAAAUUCCAGCUACCGAGCCAACAAUCAAGCCUCUUCGUCCUUUCUGUAAAGCUACAGUUCGUCGAUCCCAAGCUCAGAUUUGUGUGCAAGGAACUGAAGAUAUAGUAGACACUACUGGUUCUUUUGGAGGUCCAUGUACAUCUUCCGCAGUUACUUUGGCUGAUGUGAUGACAAAGUUGGAGGCAAUGUCCACUCAAAUGAUGGGGUUUACAUCCAUCCUCACGGGAUUACAGCAGGAUGUCAACUCCUUGAAGGUUAGAUUCAUGGGCGCAUCUAGAGUGGAUAGCACGGCUGGAGAAGAUGGUGUUGAGGAACGUUCUCCAAGUGAUCCACCUGCUCGCGCAUAGUCCCUUUGU